ACCCGAAAGUCACUUCACUCCGAGCUGAACAAAGACCUCGAGGGAAGAGAGGAGGAAGAAUGAAGUGAAGAGGAAGAAGAGGAGGAAGAGGAGGAGGAGGAGGAGAGCCGUUCACUCCCAUUGAUCCUGCACCGAGGGCGGCUGUGGUAAAGAUGCAGACUGCUGCUGCUGCUGCUGCUCUGGCUCUGACUGUCCUCUUCACCCUGGACGGCCUCAGUGCCCAGCGGUCCAAACCCAACACACAGAACCACGAGGACGGACACACUCACAACAAUGAGACCGAACCAGAGCAGAAGAAGAAGAAGCAGCCGCACAUCAUCUUCAUCCUCACAGACGACCAGGGCUUCAAUGACAUCGGCUACCACAACCCCACCAUCAAGACGCCCACUCUGGACAAACUGGCGGCGGAGGGAGUGACGCUGGAGAAUUACUACGUCCAGCCCAUCUGCACGCCGUCACGCAGCCAGCUCCUCACGGGCAGGUAUCAGAUCCACACAGGACUGCAGCACUCCAUCAUCCGGCCACGCCAGCCGAGCUGUCUGCCCUCGCACAUGGACACGCUGCCCGAGCGGCUCCGGGAGGCCGGCUACACCACACACAUGGUCGGCAAGUGGCACCUGGGCUUCUACAGGAAAGCGUGUCUGCCGACCAGAAAGGGUUUCGACAGCUUCUUCGGUUCUUUAACAGGAAGUGUGGAUUACUACAGUUACGGGUCGUGCGACGGCCCGGGACUGUGCGGGUACGACCUCCACGAGGACGAGGGCGUGGCCUGGGGUCACGAGGGGAGGUACUCCACCACGCUGUUCACGCAGAAAGCCCGAAAGAUCCUGGAGAGCCACGACCCGGCGGGCAGGCCACUCUUCCUGCUGCUCUCCCUGCAGGCCGUCCACACCCCCCUCCAGCCUCCCAAGUCCUACAUCUACCCCUACAGGGACAUGGCCAACGUGGCCAGGAGGAAAUACGCCGCCAUGGUGUCCACGGUGGACGAGUCGGUCCGGAACCUCACCUACGCUCUCAGGAAGUACGGCUACUACAAGAACAGCGUCAUCAUCUACUCCACGGACAACGGGGCCCAGCCGUUCACCGGAGGAAGCAACUGGCCGCUGAGGGGCCGCAAGGGCACGUACUGGGAGGGGGGGGUCCGCGGCGUGGCCUUCGUGCACAGUCCUCUGCUGAGACGCAGGAGACGAGUCUCCAAAGCUCUGCUCCACAUCACAGACUGGUUCCCCACCCUGGUGGGUCUGGCUGGAGGAAACAUCAGCCAGAGUCGAGGCCUGGACGGUUUCGACGUGUGGUCGACCAUCAGUGAGGGGACGGAGUCGCCUCGUCAGGAGAUCCUUCACAACAUCGACCCGCUGCACAGAGCGCCGGCUCAAACCAUGAAGUGGGACGACGACACCGACGGAGACUCAGGACGCUCAUCGAAAACUCAGACAUUCAAGAAGCCCAAGAAGAAGAAGAAGAAGAUUCUGAAGAUGAAACAGAAGCAGAAGUCAGCGUUUAAGGUCAAGAGAACAAAGAAACCAAAGUCCAAACUCAAAGUUAAACCGCUCCCAAAAAAGAAGCCCAAACCCAAACCUCCGACCAAGGACUACGCUCAGCUUCAGUCCGAUCACAGGUUCAAGUCCCGCUCCGCCCGUCUUCCACCCGCGUCGGGAACAUCUGACCCCAAGUCUCAGCCUCGGGUCCGGUCAACUUUAACCCCCAAGUCCAGACGGACCACAUCCCAGAAGCAGAACUCGGGUUCCAUUCAGCCAAAAUCCAAGACUCAGCUCAAAUUACACUUAAAGUCCAAGUCCAGGAGGACGGUGUCCCAGCACCUGAACCAGUCCCAGACUGGGACGUCCCCCCCCACAGUCCAGUUCACCCCUGAGCCCUGGCAGACGGUUUGGGACUCGUCGGUCCAGGCUGCCAUCCGGGUCGGGGACUGGAAGCUGCUGACGGGAGACCCAGGUCACGGAGACUGGGUCCCGCCUCAGGUUCUCUCCACCCUCCCUGGUCGCUGGUGGAACCUCGAACGCACCUUCCCGUCCCUCCACAAAUCCUCCGCCCACAAAAACAUCUGGCUGUUCAACAUCAGCGGCGACCCGUACGAGCGGCAGGACGUGGCGGACCAGAGGCCAGAUGUGGUCCAACAGCUGCUGGCCCGGCUGGCCUACUACAACCAGACGGCCGUGCCGGUUUACUUCCCGCCCGACGACCCUCGAGCAAACCCCGGUCAGCACGGCGGCGCCUGGGUGCCCUGGGUGGACGAGGACGAGGAAGAGGAGGGGAAGUAUCAGGGGGUUUACAAGAAAGGGAAGAGCAGCAAGAAGAAGAGGAAGAAGACGAGGUGCCGGCUGUGCAAGCUGAAGUCCUUCUUCCUGAAGCUGAACACCGGGAUGAUGUCCAACCGGAUCUGAGGCUUCUCCUCACGCCAGGAACCUGACUU
Messenger RNA from Limanda limanda (common dab), 2431 nucleotides. RefSeq names its product arylsulfatase I-like. The record is from RefSeq and is a predicted model, not a curated record. Lineage: Eukaryota; Metazoa; Chordata; Actinopteri; Pleuronectiformes; Pleuronectidae. Bases 153 to 2402 code for a protein of 749 amino acids. The transcript is spliced from 11 exons.